Molecule: messenger RNA, 1209 nt
Organism: Balaenoptera acutorostrata (minke whale)
Lineage: Eukaryota; Metazoa; Chordata; Mammalia; Artiodactyla; Balaenopteridae
Gene: LHX5
Product: LIM homeobox 5
Exons: 5
Coding region: 1-1209 (402 amino acids)
Biological process (GO): neuron differentiation; regulation of transcription by RNA polymerase II
Cellular component (GO): nucleus
Molecular function (GO): RNA polymerase II transcription regulatory region sequence-specific DNA binding; DNA-binding transcription factor activity, RNA polymerase II-specific
Source: RefSeq, a predicted model, not a curated record
AUGAUGGUGCACUGUGCUGGCUGCGAGCGGCCCAUCCUCGACCGCUUUCUGCUGAACGUGCUGGACCGCGCGUGGCACGUCAAAUGCGUUCAGUGCUGCGAGUGUAAGACCAACCUCUCGGAGAAGUGCUUCUCGCGCGAGGGCAAGCUCUACUGCAAAAAUGACUUCUUCAGGCGCUUCGGCACUAAGUGUGCAGGCUGUGCGCAAGGCAUCUCGCCCAGUGACCUGGUGCGCAAGGCCCGCAGCAAAGUCUUCCACCUCAACUGCUUCACCUGCAUGGUCUGCAACAAGCAGCUGUCCACGGGCGAGGAGCUCUACGUCAUCGACGAGAACAAGUUCGUGUGCAAGGACGACUACCUGAGCUCGUCCAGCCUCAAGGAGGGUAGCCUCAACUCAGUGUCAUCCUGUACGGACCGCAGUUUGUCCCCGGACCUCCAGGACCCACUCCAGGACGAUCCCAAGGAGACGGACAACUCGACGUCGUCGGACAAGGAGACGGCCAACAACGAGAACGAGGAGCAGAACUCGGGCACGAAGCGGCGCGGCCCGCGCACCACCAUCAAAGCCAAGCAGCUGGAGACGCUCAAGGCCGCCUUCGCCGCCACACCCAAGCCCACGCGCCACAUCCGCGAGCAGCUGGCGCAGGAGACCGGCCUCAACAUGCGCGUCAUCCAGGUGUGGUUCCAGAACCGACGGUCCAAAGAACGCCGGAUGAAACAGCUGAGCGCCCUGGGCGCCCGGAGACACGCCUUCUUCCGGAGUCCGAGGCGCAUGCGCCCGUUGGGAGGCCGCUUGGACGAGUCUGAGAUGUUGGGGUCCACUCCGUACACCUACUAUGGAGACUACCAGGGCGAUUACUACGCGCCCGGAGGCAACUACGACUUCUUCGCGCACGGCCCGCCGUCGCAGGCGCAGUCCCCGGCCGACUCGAGCUUCCUGGCCGCCUCGGGGCCCGGCUCGACGCCGCUGGGCGCGCUGGAGCCGCCGCUCGCCGGCCCGCACGCCGCCGACAACCCCAGGUUCACCGACAUGAUCUCGCACCCAGACACGCCGAGCCCCGAGCCGGGCCUGCCGGGCGCGCUGCACCCCAUGCCCGGCGAGGUGUUCAGCGGCGGCCCCAGCCCACCCUUCCCCAUGAGCGGCACCAGCGGCUACAGCGGACCCCUGUCGCACCCCAACCCCGAGCUCAACGAGGCCGCCGUGUGGUAA